AUGAGAGGUCGGAAAUAUGGAAUCAUUUCACUAGGAUACUUGAUGGAGAAAGAUCAAAAUAGCACUACGUUUGAUGACAACCAAGCAAUACUCACUCGAGAAAACAAUGAUGGUGGUAUUACGGCAAUGGUAUUUAAUAAAGAAAACUGUAGGAAAGCAUUGGUUAAAAUGAUUAUUAUUGAUGAAUUGGCAUUUUCCUUUGCGAAAGGUUCCUUGUCGAAAAACGAUUACCAUGAAACAAAGGAAUCAUUGAGGAUUAAAUUUAUUAAUGAUAGACAAAGGAUUUCUUUAACCACUGAUUGUUGGACAUCAAUUCAAAACAUCAAUUAUAUGGUAGUCACAGCACGUUUUAUUGAUAGAAGUUGGAAAUUGCAUAAGAGGAUAUUGACUUUUUCUGUUGUUCCAAAUCACAAAGGGGAGAAAAUUGGGAAGCUUAUUGAAAAUUGUUUGCUUGAUUGGGGAAUAGAGCGUGUGGGUACAAUUACUGUAGCCAAUGCAAGCACAAAUGAUGCAGUGAUCAUUUAUGUGAAAAAUAAGUUGAAGAAUUGGAAACCUGAUGAUACUAUGAUUUUAGGUGGCUCUUAUUUGCAUGUACGUUGUUCAGCACACAUAGUCAAUUUGAUUGUUAAAGAAGGGUUGAAAGAGUUUAAUCCAUCUAUAGAAAGUAUUCGCAAUGCUGUCAAAUAUUUUCGAUCAUCUCCUUCUCGAUUGAUGAAAUUUAAGUGUUGUAUUGAAAGGGAAAAGAUUGCAUGCAAAAAACUUCCUGUUUUAGAUGUUUCUACAAGAUGGAAUUCAACAUUCUUAAUGUUGGAUAGUGCAUUGAAUUUUGAAAAAACUUUUUUUAGAAUGGAGGAAGAGGAUGGAUUUUAUUAUAAAUAUUUUGACGAGAAUGAAGGUGGAAAAGAAAAAGAGGGGCCGCCUACGAGUUAUGAUUGGGAGAAAGCUAGAAAAUUUGCCAAGUUUCUAAGAACCUUUUAUGAUGUCACAUUGAAGUUUAGUGCUUCAUUGAAUGUUACUUCCAAUAUUUACUUCCAAGAAGUGUGUAAAAUUAAGCAAAUUUUGAAAAAAAUGGGUGACAAACAAGAUUAUUUGCUCAGUAGCAUAGCAAACAACAUGAAGAUUAAGUUUGACAAGAAUUGGGAUAAUGUUGAUAAAAUGAACAAGAUUUUGAUUGUAGCAGUUGUGCUUGAUCCUCGUUAUAAGUUGGAGUUUGUUGUACAUUGUAUUGGUAUCUUGUAUGACUCUGUUAAGGUUGAAGCCACAAAAACUGAGGUCAUGAAAAUAUUGUAUGCUUUGCAUAACCAGUACAAGGGAUGUCAUCGUUCAAAGAAUGGAGCUAGUGGAAGUGGUGGUAAUGAAUAA
Molecule: messenger RNA, 1362 nt
Organism: Olea europaea var. sylvestris
Lineage: Eukaryota; Viridiplantae; Streptophyta; Magnoliopsida; Lamiales; Oleaceae
Product: zinc finger BED domain-containing protein RICESLEEPER 2-like
Exons: 3
Coding region: 1-1362 (453 amino acids)
Molecular function (GO): DNA binding
Source: RefSeq, a predicted model, not a curated record